CUUUGUAAACACACAGCCAUGGAGAGAGGGAGGGAAAAGGAGGAGGAGGCCUGCUCGGCCUAGUACUGCUCAGGGAAGCCUUUUCACGGUUGCCCCCGGCAACCCAUAGACUCCCAUUACAGCCAGCCAGGCAGGUGGAGGAUUAACAGUCACAGGCUGUGGCGAUGCAACAGGUGACACCGGGACAUCAUCGCUGUCUGGAGGAUAUACGCCUCAUCUGAGAUCACUUCAACCUGUGCCGUUGACCCGACACACCAUUCCCACCAUGGAGAAGUACGAGAAGUUGGCCAAGAUUGGUGAAGGAUCCUACGGAGUGGUGUUCAAAUGUCGAAACAAGGAGACUGGGCAAGUGGUGGCCAUCAAAAAGUUUGUGGAGUCCGAGGACGAUCCGGUUAUUAAAAAGAUAGCUUUGCGUGAAAUACGUAUGCUAAAGCAACUAAAACACAGCAAUCUGGUGAAUCUGCUGGAGGUUUUCCGCAGGAAGAGGAAACUCCACCUAGUCUUUGAAUAUUGUGACCAAACUGUUCUUAACGAGUUGGAGAGACACCCAAAUGGGGUCCCUGACACAACAACAAAGAACAUUGUACAGCAGAUUCUGCAAGCUGUCAACUUCUGCCAUAAGCACAAUUGCAUCCACCGAGACGUCAAACCAGAGAAUAUACUGCUGACCAAGCAAGGAGUCAUAAAACUCUGUGACUUUGGCUUUGCAAGAAUCUUAACUCGGCCUGGAGAUGAUUAUACAGAUUAUGUGGCUACACGAUGGUACCGUGCUCCAGAACUGCUGGUUGGGGACACCCAGUACGGGGCGGCAGUCGAUGUUUGGGCCAUAGGUUGUGUCUUUGCUGAGCUGCUGUCUGGACAACCUCUGUGGCCCGGAAAAUCUGACGUGGACCAACUCUACCUCAUCAUUAGAACACUUGGAAAGCUCAUUCCCAGACACCAGUACAUCUUCCACAGUAAUGAGUACUUCCAUGGUGCCAGCAUCCCGGAACCUGAUCCAGACGAUGUGGAGACUUUGGAGGAGAAAUUCCCUCAUAUCCAACCUGCAGCCAUGACCUUCAUGAAGGGCUGCCUGCAGAUGGAUCCCGAUGACAGACUGACCUGUGAGCAGCUCCUGGAGAGUGUUUACCUAAACCCCGCCCGUGAGGAGCCAGAAAAGAGGAAUAGGAAGGGGAGGAGGAGGCAACAGACUCAACUCCUUCCUCAUAUUCCCGGAAAUGGAGUCUCUCCAGCCCCAGAGGGGAAAAACAAACCCCGUCCACAGAAGUUUGACCAUUUCCCCAACAUUUAGACGCUCCAAGGACCUCAUGUCAGCUUCAAAGUCAUAAGAGUGAUCCCUGGAGUGGAAGUCUGCCACUGCUACUGACAGCAUUUUUAGAUGACUUUACACAAAAGAAAAUAUGUAAAAACAGAACUGUGACUUCUACAAGACUCGUUACUCUGUGGGAUCGUCUGAGGAUCUCUCUGUUCUCUGUGACUCUUCACUGGUUUUGUUUUGUUAAAGGGGCUUCUUCAAUUUAUGCCCCUUCUGACCUCAGGAUACAACAGUUAUUAGAGACACAUGUCAAUAGUCCAUGGGGCAACUCAACGGUUCACUACGGAAAGAAGUUCAUGUUAGUGAGUUUAAUUUACAUCCAUCCAAUGUUCUCCAUGGGCCACUCAAGAGGAGGACCCGCCCCUUAUAUCAUCCUAAAUCAUUGGAUCUCCUUUAAACCAAGACAUUACCUCUCCUGUCCUAUUAUUUUAAGGCCUUGUAUAUGCCUUGUAGUUCCACAUCCAAUAUACGUAGAAGGAUAAGGCAACUGUGCACUGAACACGAAGACCAGCCCUCUCAUACCUGGAAGUAAAUGUGGAUCUACCCAUAGUCUUCAUGUAUUGGUGAAAGCUGGGGCCUGUCAUGAAACAUGGAUACUGCUGCUAGUAACGUCUUUCUCUAAAAUUGUUAGAUUUCCUUUUUCAGUUCUCAGGAUAUUUUGAAAACCAAGAACCAUAAGUACUAAUCUACCAUUUACUAAUUCAAUCAACUGGUAAACCUCAA
Messenger RNA from Rana temporaria (common frog), 2038 nucleotides. Its product is annotated as cyclin-dependent kinase-like 4. Gene Ontology annotation, cellular component: nucleus. The transcript has 10 exons. Bases 266 to 1291 code for a protein of 341 amino acids. The record is from RefSeq and is a predicted model, not a curated record. Gene Ontology annotation, biological process: protein phosphorylation. Lineage: Eukaryota; Metazoa; Chordata; Amphibia; Anura; Ranidae. Gene Ontology annotation, molecular function: ATP binding; cyclin-dependent protein serine/threonine kinase activity.